AUGUGCAACUUUCUCCAAAGAGAGAGGAGAAACUCCGAAGGAGUGAGUCAGUCGGCAGCCUGAAUCCCCUCCCUCCCUUUACUCGGGAUGUCUGGCAACUUGGGGACAGCGACCUGGACCCUCUUCCUCCUCCUCCUCCUCCUCCUCCUCGCGCCGGGCUGGGUCGAACCACAGGGCUGCACGUACCCCUGCCAGUGUCCCUCCCAGCCUCUGCAGUGCCCUGCCGGCACCAGCCACGUCCUGGAUGCCUGCGGCUGCUGCAAGGUGUGUGCCAGGCAGCUCGGCGAGCUCUGCUCCCUGCAGAAACCCUGCGACCAUCACAAGGGCCUCUACUGCGACUUCUCCAAAAUCCACAGAGGCAGCGGCAUCUGCUUAGCUCACGAGGGCGCGACUUGUGACCUUCUGGGCAAGAUCUACCACAACGGGGAGAGCUUCCAGCCCACCUGCAAGCUGCAGUGCGUCUGCAUGGACGGGGCCAUCGGCUGCAUCCCCCUCUGCUCCGACGCCCUGCGGCUGCCGUCCCCCGAGUGCCCCAACCCCCGGCGGGUGAAGUUUCGCAACAAGUGCUGCGAAGAGUGGAUCUGCGAGGAGGGCGCCAAGGAAAACCGCUUCGAAACGGCCAUGGCGGUUUUCAGAGAGGAUCCAGCGCACAAGCCGGAGCUGAAUAACCUGCAGGAGAACUGCUUAGUGCAGACCACGGAGUGGAGUGCUUGCUCCAAGAGCUGCGGCAUGGGCAUCUCUGCCCGCGUAACCAACGACAACCCCCAGUGCCGCCUGGAAAAAGAGACCCGGCUCUGCAUGGUCCGGCCCUGCGACUUUCCUGUGGAGAAAACCAAGAAGGGGAAAAAAUGUGUGCGGACCCCAAAGCCACGCCAGAGCCUGCGCUUCGAGUUUUCGGGCUGCACCAGCACCCAUUCGUACCGGCCCAA
Molecule: messenger RNA, 929 nt
Organism: Apaloderma vittatum (bar-tailed trogon)
Lineage: Eukaryota; Metazoa; Chordata; Aves; Trogoniformes; Trogonidae
Product: connective tissue growth factor-like
Biological process (GO): cell adhesion; signal transduction
Cellular component (GO): extracellular matrix; extracellular region
Molecular function (GO): heparin binding; integrin binding
Source: RefSeq, a predicted model, not a curated record